Molecule: messenger RNA, 1919 nt
Organism: Heterotrigona itama
Lineage: Eukaryota; Metazoa; Arthropoda; Insecta; Hymenoptera; Apidae
Source: the annotation of a GenBank genome assembly
AAAGAAAUUAUCCUUCUGAAGGAAUGAUUCUCCCGCCAAAACCCAACAAUUUCCAAAAAGAAGAAUUCAAAGCAACUAAACGAUCAUCUCCGAAUCACUGCCAGUCUCAUCAACUCCCAUCAGGAUUAAAAAUAAUUCGAGGAACCUUCGAAUUAUUAAAUCAACGAAAAUCUUCGCGAAAAUUCGAAAUAAAGAAUUGUCGAUUCGAGGCAUCCAAAGAACCGGAAAGAAUCGCUUUCGGAUCCAUCAUCCUGGCGAGAAAGAGGCAACGGAGACCGGGAUCGAAAGAUGGUGGAUCGUUUCGCAAGAAAGCGUACCGGCUGCUGCGGCGCGUUAUCUACCAGGCGAGGCUCAGGCUUCCGGACACGUUCUCGCACUCGCAGAAGAUGCAGUGCGUGGAUCAUAUCAUCGAGGUCCUCGACCUCGCCGCCUGCCAAGACACCAUUAUCGGGGAUUACACGAAACGAGGACUGUCCGGCGGCGAGAAGAAGAGGACGAGCAUAGCCUGCGAGCUGCUCACCAAUCCCUCGCUCAUGUUGCUCGACGAACCAACGAGCGGGUUAGACUCGCAUUCGGCACAGGCACUGAUUUCACGAUUGAAGAAAUACGCCGAACAAGAAGGCAAGAGCAUCGUGGUAACAGUGCAUCAGCCCAGUUCGAGGAUGUUCCACAGUUUCAGCAAGAUCCUGCUGUUGAGCCGUGGCCAGGUCGCGUAUUACGGCCCCACAGCGAAUAUCGGCAGGUUUUUCUCCACGAUCGGACUCACGCUGCUGCCACAUUACAACCCUGCUGAUUUUAUACUGGAGCAAAUAAAGGGGCCAGAGGAGGUUCGGGAGCGCAUCGUGGCCGCGGCGAGGAACGCCAGACAGGGACCUGACUGCCCGCCGGAACUUCGCCCCGAGUACAAUCCUAGCCAGCAUCCGCUCUGCGACCAUCUGAUCCAUUAUCACGAGCACCACAUCGGCCACAACGUGAAAGAGGACGAAGGUCGUACGCUGUGGUUGGACACGCAAAGCCAUGCCAGCAGCAGUGCCAGUUCCGCGGACGACGACUACGCCUGGCAGUGGCCCACCAGUUUCUGGUCACAAUUCAAAGUACUGUCAGAACGAAACUUUCAAGAAGCACGGCCACGAAUGCUGUCUCGUCUGAAUUGGCUGCAAACGAUAGCCCUCGGCCUGCUAGCUGGACUGUUGUGGCUAAGGCUUCCCAGAACAGAGGCGGCACUUCACGACAUCCAAGGCUGGAUGUUCUUCAGCACCACGUACUGGAUGCUUUUCGCGCACUUCGGUGCACUCUCCAGUUUUCCUCCGGAACGCGAGGUAAUCAACAAGGAGCGACUGUCAGGAUCGUAUCGGCUCUCGGCCUAUUACUUGGCGAAAAUGGUCGGCGAGCUACCGCUUACGAUUACGCUGCCCGCCGUCUACCAUAUCAUUAGUUACCCGAUGUUGGGCUUCCACAGUCCGGCAGUUUUCGUCACCCUGCUGGCGUUCCUCUUACUCAACACCAUCGUCGCGCAGAGCGUCGGAUUCUUCGUUGGAGCGUGCUGUCUGGACCUUCAGGUUAGCAUAACUGCAUCCGCGCUUUACACGCUCGCGACACAACUACUUGGAGGUUACUUGGCAACGGCGGUACCACCAUGGUUGGCAUGGGCUAGAUACGCGAGCAUGGUGCAUUAUGCCUAUCAGAAUAUGCAGAUCCUGGAAUUCGGUGUCGGCGAGCCAAUCACAUGCUCGCAACCGAGCAAGUUCCAGGAGUGCAGAAACGCGACGACGAUACCGGUGUCGGCGAUUCUAGAGAGCCAAGGCGGCGCCAGAGGUUCCGGUCUUCCACUGUGGGCGAACACGGCCGUCCUCCUGGCGUUCCUCGUCAUAUUCCGCACCCUGGGCUACCUGGUGUUGCGCUACUACCGCGUGCCCAAG